Cokeromyces recurvatus is the source of this 1039-nucleotide messenger RNA. Its product is annotated as 14-3-3-like protein. Gene Ontology annotation, cellular component: cytoplasm. The record is from RefSeq and is a predicted model, not a curated record. The transcript has 6 exons. Gene Ontology annotation, biological process: signal transduction. The coding region runs from base 115 to 882 and encodes 255 amino acids. Lineage: Eukaryota; Fungi; Mucoromycota; Mucoromycetes; Mucorales; Mucoraceae.
UUGUUUUUCUUCCUUUUUCUUUUUUCUUUUAUAUACAAUAAUAUAUCUACAAAUUUAUAAGAAAACUUUUGACAACUUUUUUUUUUCUUUCUUUCUAAUUCUUUAUAUUAAAUAAUGUCUACUGAGCGUGAAAACAAUGUCUACAUGGCCAAGCUCGCUGAGCAAGCCGAACGUUAUGAUGAAAUGGUUCAAUAUACUAAGGAUGUUGCAAAGAUGGGUAACGAGUUAACUGUUGAAGAACGUAACCUUUUGUCUGUUGCUUAUAAGAAUGUCAUUGGUGCACGUCGUGCUUCAUGGAGAAUUGUUUCAUCUAUUGAACAAAAGGAAGAAAACAAGGGUAACACUGCUCAAGUAGAAAAGAUUAAGGCUUAUCGUCAAAAGAUUGAAAGUGAACUUCAAGAAGUUUGUAAAGAUAUUUUGAACGUUUUAAAUGAAAACUUAAUCCCUAAUGCUCAAGGUGGUGAAUCUAAGGUCUUUUACUAUAAGAUGAUGGGUGAUUAUCAUCGUUAUCUUGCUGAAUUUCUUACCGGUGAAGCACGCAAGGAAUCAGCCACUCAAGCUCAUGAAGCUUACAAGACAGCUACAGAAAUUGCACAAACUGAAUUGGCUCCUACUCAUCCUAUUCGUUUGGGCCUUGCCUUGAACUUUUCUGUCUUUUAUUAUGAAAUCCUUAACUCCCCUGAUCGUGCCUGUCAUCUUGCUAAACAAGCAUUUGAUGACGCUAUUGCUGAACUUGAUACUCUCUCUGAAGAAUCUUACAAGGAUUCCACUCUUAUUAUGCAAUUACUGAGAGAUAAUUUGACUUUGUGGACAUCUGAUUUACAAGAAGAAACCGAAAAGGCUGAUGAAGUUAAGGGUGAAGCUGUUGACGAAUCUAAAUAAAUUAAUAAUUCAUAUUUUCUAUCUCCUUUCUUCACAAUAAAACAACACCACUAUUAUUAAAAUAAUAUGUAGUCGGGACUUGUAUUUAUUUAUUUAUUUUAUUUUAUUUUCUAAUUACAACAAAUGAUAUAGUUAUAGUUUAUUAUGUGUUUGUUAU